Messenger RNA from Setaria italica (foxtail millet), 1448 nucleotides. Its product is annotated as protein COFACTOR ASSEMBLY OF COMPLEX C SUBUNIT B CCB4, chloroplastic. The record is from RefSeq and is a predicted model, not a curated record. The transcript is spliced from 8 exons. Gene Ontology annotation, biological process: cytochrome b6f complex assembly. Bases 166 to 1050 code for a protein of 294 amino acids. Gene Ontology annotation, cellular component: chloroplast. Lineage: Eukaryota; Viridiplantae; Streptophyta; Magnoliopsida; Poales; Poaceae.
AUUGGAAGAUGGGCCGAAAAAUAUGAUCCGUGACUCAUCGGGCUCACCAUCCAGCUCAUCUCCAUCCAACUACCGGCGUCCUCCGCUCGCCGUCGCCGUCGCCGUCCUCGCCUGCGGCUGCUUCGCGCUCGCCCAGUCGCCCCUCGACCGCGCUGAGCGAACGGCAUGGAGCUGAGCAGAGGCAUUAUCUCAGCUCCACUCCCGCAGCCAACGCUGCGGACGGCGCCCGCCCCGCGCCUCGGCCGCCGGCUUCCCUUCGGAGCCUUGUCACCGCCGCAACCGCCUUCCGAUGUGCGAGAGCAUGGAUGCUGCGUCAGCAGGGCGCUGCGGCCGCGGCAUGAGUGGGUGGAGGGCUGGGUACGGAGCAACGACACGCUCGUCCGCAGCCUGCCCAUCCUCGUCGGCGGCGCCUCCCUCGUCGCUGUCCUCCUCAACCGUGCCGUCUCCGGAAUUGCCGCCGUCGCCGACGCCUCCAGUUCGCAGUCGAGGGCCGACAUAUUGACCCUUGCUCUCUCCGUGACUGACAUUCUUGCCGGCCUCGUUUGGUUGUCCAUCCGGCCGAAAUCCAUUUCUCCGGUGGUUCCUCGAGGUGUCGAAUGCAAACGAGUUGGUCCUGGUGUGUCAAGUUCUGCUCUUCAUGAACUACUUUGGACAUGGGAUUCCCUCACUACUGCAACUUGUUGCAAAUCACUGGUUGUUGUGUAUGGAGGUAAUUGCAUUCUUCAAAUUGGGGUUGCUGCGGGAUCUCCUGAAGAUGGUAAUGCACUUACUGUGGAUACACAAAAGUUCAUCCAAGGCUCUCUUUACAAAAGUGCCAUGGAAUCCAAGAAGCAAUCUUAUCUGGCAAACCUUGCUUUGUAUCCUGGAAGGUCUGAGUUGCCCUUCUUGCCUGCUAACACACAGGCACUAAUAUUACAACCAAUUGGUGAUAAGGGAAUUGCAGUUGUUGGUGGCGAUACUAUAAGAGGGUUCACUAGUAUUGAUCAGGCAUGGAUUGCAAUGAUCGCAGACAAGUUGGAUGCCACACUGUCGAAGUCUUAUAACCCUUAAGUACUGGGCAGAUUAUCGGAUGUUUGGUUCACCAUCGCCUGUCUCCUGCAAGUGAGGACAUCGUCCUUGUCUGACGUGAUAAUUCAUCAAGCAUACAUGUGGACGGCUGGACGCUGAAUAGCCUGAACCAGAGCCCCUAUAGUCAAAGCUCCAAAUAGUGCAUGUGCAGGUAGUGGCGAAUUGGUGAAACUAACCUGUUCAGUUGGGUCUGGCCAUCAGGUUUAUCAUUGUUUGGUCACAACACUGGGACUGCUUUCUGAAGAAUUGAUGGUUAGUUCAGGUCUCAAUGUCUGACAAAACAUAGCCACAUAACUAAUGGCUUUACGUGUGUUUGCAUAUAUUCAUUCCUUUUGAGUACACGCAAAGCAAGACGGCUAAUGACAUAAUGUGUUGUUUUU